AUGCAUAUCACCAUUGCAGAUAUUUAUAAGAAAAUGGUUUCCGAAGAGAUCACAAAAUCAUGUACAAUAGAUGAAAGCUCAACAGAGUUUAUGGUUUUAACUAAAUGUGAAAAUAUGGAAGAAACAGUGGUUGUUGAAGAAGAGAUAAUUAUAGAUGAACAAGCAGAUGUGAAACAACAGAUUUUAGAAGAAGAUGUUUGUGACUCAAAAGAACAAUCUUCUGAAUAUUUGAAAGAAGGUAUAGACACAACAAUGCAGGCAGAGUACACAGAUGUCAUAUCAUUAUCUAUGGACAAUUUAGCUAAGCAAAAGUGGUUUACCAAUAAUACGCAUAAACAAAAUCUAUUGCUAUUAGAAUCGGAAGAAAGCGAAUCUGAAGUAAGUAACAAAGCAACAAACGACAACGAUGAUCAAGAUGGAGAAGAAGAAACAAUAGCUACAUUUGUAACCGCCGCUGGUCAGCAGCUAGCAUUAUAUGCGGUUGAAGAUUCGGAUGAAAUCUUUGCAGUAGCAGUCUACGACGGAUCGGGUGAACCUCCGACGAACUUCCAGUUUCUUAUGAAAGCAGAUGUCGAAAGGCUAAUAGGUGAAGGUGCAGUUAGAACCGUAAAAAAACCGACACAAAUAAAAAAACAAUUGUUAACUACUCAACCACCAAUAUUUUUUUCUAAAAGCGAAUCAACAAAUAACAUAGCACUCUAUAAUGAAGAUAAAAAUAUUACAUAUAAAAAUGGUAGAUUACAGGAGAAAGAACGUAUGACGGAAGAAAAUUCUACUGUAAUAGAAGGUUCUGAUUUGAACUUGAAUAUGAAACAGGUUCCUAAAAUUAUAUAUGCAGCUCAUGAUAAACAGUCAGAUGUUACAUAUGUAAUGAUGAAUGAUUCUUCCAUAAAUAUGGAUACUUCCGAAGAAUAUCAAGAAAAUGAUGAAAGUGAUAAUGAAAUUAUAGAACAAUCAACUGUGCAGUAUAUUUUAUUUGGGAACGAUCUUGAUUCUGAAUUAACGUUUGAUGAAAUUCACGAAACUCUGCAGAAUUUGAAAUCAGCUGAAUUAAAUCAUCAAAGAAACAAUGUGAACAAAAAAGCCGUUAGAACACAAAAUAAUCAUGAAAGUACUAAAGAAACCGACUAUGAAUCUUUAAGACAUAAAAAUUCCAGUUUGUCUAAGCACAUUUCCAGUACUUUAACAGAGAGGAAGUUAAAUUUAAUGGAUAAUAAACAAGAACUUUUAGAAACCUUUACAAAUUCAGACAAUAUGAUGUCAAAUAGUACAAAUUUAGAUAUAUCUAAUGGUUCCACUGAAUGUAUGUCACCUGAAUCAUCCCAAAUUCAGUGUAAAGAAAGAUCUCGAAAACAGCAGUUAGUUUCUGUAAAUCGUGAAGAUUCGGAAAUUAUAAUCCAACCGGCAUCUUUGUUAAGUGAAGAAGACAAUAAUGUUAGAAAAAGGGGGAAACAAAAGAGAGUGGUAGGUCAUUCUGGGCAUCGGCAAAAAAAUAAUGAAGCGAAAAGAACGAAAAGAAUUAAACACAAAGAAGUAGAAGUUAUUGAAAUCGAUAUCGACGAAGAGGAAAAUAUGUUGCAAUAAAGAGAUGUUGUUGAAAUAACUAUAGAUGAUAGUAAAGAUAAAUAUUCUAGCGAUAAAGAAAACGAGAUUAUAAUGGUUGGGGAUUCUGAUGACGAAUUACAACAGUCCAAUUCAAAAGCAAUUUUACUGCAAUGCCAACAUUGUUCAAGAAAUUUUAGGCAACAAAGAGCAUUGGAAACUCACUUGAGAGUUUGCUCAAAAUCACCGUCAAACGCAAUCCGGUUUAGCGAACAAAAGCUACAUGCGAAUGGAACGCAUGAAGAUACGAUUAAGAAACAAUACGCCUGUAAAAUAUGUCAGCAGAAAUUCGAUGUGGUAGUAGCAUUAGCGCGGCACGUACGUUCAGAACAUUCUCAAAGGAAAAAACGUAGAUUCAGUAAGUUAUUGGUAGAAUCACCAUCCAUAGAAGUUGAAGAGAAAGAAGAGUAUGUAGAACCAAAAAAACAGUUGACUAUGAUUAAAAAGAUAAAAAGAAAAAGAAGUCAGCGACCUAAUUGUACCUGGGAAGUAAAAUUAAAUUGUUCCGAUUGUGGUAGAUGGUUUCCAAGUAUUGCGUUAUUAAGAGCUCAUUGUUUACAGCAUGGAACAAAAAAUCUGAUCAACAGAUACGUAGAUGUCAAGUAUGUAAGAAAUUAAUACGAUCUAGAUUGCUGUUUAUACAGCACUUAAAAAAACAUAGACAUUUACAAAAGAAUAUAAAAUCGGUAGCAAUAUACAAAAAAAUUACACACUACCCAGGUCAAUGACAGGUAAAUUACGACACUCAGAAAACGAGGACGACCACGAAAACUUUGAUUCCUUUAGAUAUCGGCACAUAGAAUUUCAAGAAAUUAAUGAUAUGUGGCGAAUGUUGUUAUUAUUUCUUUUAAUGUGAGAUAUGUAUAAUAUGAUGUUCAUACUUCCAAUAAAGAUUGGAAAUAUUUAUGUUUGUUGGAGAAGCGAUAUCUUUUGCUUUAAAAUAUAUUAGAUGCCUAGCUAAAUGUAUAUAUUGUUUAGGUAUAUUGUGUAUAUUAUGUAUCAGUUACUUUUACAUUGUCAUAUACAUUCAUAGUUGAAGUAGUACGAAAGAUUGACUUUCUCUAAUGCAUAUUUUUAUUUUAUCCUGUAAUAAAAAGUCUUAAAAAUUAA
This is a messenger RNA of Osmia bicornis bicornis, 2712 nucleotides long. RefSeq lists its product as uncharacterized. The record is from RefSeq and is a predicted model, not a curated record. Lineage: Eukaryota; Metazoa; Arthropoda; Insecta; Hymenoptera; Megachilidae. Gene Ontology annotation, cellular component: nucleus.